GUUUCCUAUCUUACUGCUGCUGCAAUUUAGUUAUCCUUAUUCGAAAAUCAAAAAAAAAAAAAAAUCGUUCCUAUAUUGCUGCAUAAACUUUUCGUCACAAAGUUUUCAUCUCUACGACGAAAGAUACAUUGCAGAAUUCCAACCGCAUAGCACCAUCUGUUUGAUCUUGCUACUGUGCUUUUUCUAUCCAAAUUUCUACGAAAUUUUUAUGACAUCUUUGACACUUCCUAACAGUGUAUUUCCCUUUGGUUUCAUCAAAAAAUUCUCAAUAUAAACUACUGAUCUUUUAUGUCCAAUCUGCUGCACUUGAAUUGCAGAAUUCAAGCCGCAUAGCACCAUCUGUUUGAUCUUGCUACUGUGCUUUUUCUAUCCAAAUUUCUACGAAAUUUUUAUGACAUCUUUGACACUUCCUAACAGUAGAUUUCCCUUUGGUUUCAUUGAAAAAUUCUUAAUAUAAACUACUGAUAUUUUAUGUCCAAUCUGCUGCACUUGAAAAUCUAUGCUGCAGAAAAUUUCAGCUGCAUAUCGUUGCCUUAACCCAUCUAUUUGCAAUCUUUUUUGAAUGAAAUUUCUUAUACACUUCAUAUAUCAUCAUGGCUUCCAUCUAAGAUUGAUCUAUUAAGAAAUUCAUCUCUAAAAAUGAUUUUAUGUUACUGCAAAUUUUCAUCGUAGCCUGCUGAAAUUUUUCAACGAUAAUUCUGCAAUUGCAACUUGCACCAAUUUCCUUGCUGUUAUACUGCCGAAAUUUUCUUGAUUAAAUUAGAUAUCCUUGCUGUCAUAUAAACUGUGAUUUUGCUAUCAAUUCCCUCCUCAAUUCUCUCAAGUUUUUGGUGGAAAUUACGUCGAGAAACUGUUGUUUCUUCGACGACAAUUCUACUCUUACAAGACAGCACAUACUUGCUGCAACUUUUACGGAUUUCUGUCAAACCUUUGCUACCAUCUACCACAGAUCCAAAACUUUCAUCCACAGCCCUAAAACUCUACCAAACCACACCCUCAAACUGCACCCAAAACAGCCACAAAACAAGCCUAAACCGCAGCCUACAUCCACCAAUCCACCAACACUUUCGACUAUCACUUCUCUCAACCUAUACAUGCCUUUAACCCAACAGCAAAAGAGAGAUCUUAACAUCAUUGAUUUGGGGCCAUAUACUAUGGCAUCUAAGGAGGCAAUCAAUGCUAAAUUCGAAGCCUUGGAGGCGCGAAUGGAGGAUAAGAUUCGGACGCUCUUUAUCGAACUCAGAUUGGGUCGACCACUAAGCCCGAAGAAAUCAUAUCAAGGAGAGAGCUUUGCCCAAUCACACCAAGCCCGAAGAGAUGACUUCCAAGGGAGGGUAGGCUCUAUGACCAACCCCAACUAUCCAUGCAUGAGAGUGGACUUCCCUAGAUGGGAAGAAGGAGACCCGAUUGGUUGGAUCUCGCGCGCGGAGCGAUAUUUUCGGUACCACAAAACCGCGGAUGUAUCUAUGGUGAAAAUUGCAGCUAUACAUCUUGAAGGGGAUGCUAUACAGUGGUUUGACUGGUUUGAACAUACUUAUGGAGUCCUUUCAUGGCGUCAAUUCAAAGAAGGACUGCUGAUUCACUUCAGACCAACCGAUUAUGAGAAUAUUGACGAACAACUAGCAAAGAUCCAACAAACCUCCACCAUUCAGGAGUACCAAACCAGGUUUGAAAGGUUAUCUAAUCAAACUCGUGAUUGGUCUCAAAAACAGCUAUUGAGGACCUUCAUUGAGGGCUUGAAGCCGGAGAUCCGAGGAGAAGUUAAAGCGCGACAACCGUAUACGCUUAUGGCAGCCAUCUCUUUCGCACAACAUCAAGAGGAGCAAUUGAACCAUGAAGCUCGGAGGACUAGGGUCGCUCCUCAACCAAUAAUAUUGAAGCCCUCAGCCCCCCCUAUUAUUGACCAAGUCCCUACACCAAAGAGGUUAACAAGAGAAGAGCUUCGGGAGCGAUAUGCGAAGGGGUUAUGUUGGCAUUGUGAUGAGCCGUGGAGCCAUGAGCAUCGUUGUAGUAAAGGGGGACUUCUUAUGAUAGAACCGAUAGAAGAAGAGGUCAUUGAACAUCCAAAAGAGAUCCUUGAACAUGAAGAAGAAGAUGCAGAAGAAGAGCCACAACCGACCGAAGUUACGGUACAUACACUAGCUGGCUACUCAAACCCGCAAACGAUGAAAGUUGGAGGCCUUCUCAAACAACAACCGAUCACUGUUCUCAUCGACACGGGAAGCACUAAAAACUUCGUACACAGUAAGGUUGCUGUCCAUAUGAACUUACCUAUUGAGAAUUGCAGCAGGUUUGUCAUUAAGGUCGCCAACGGAUGGAUUUUGAAGUAUGAUCGUAGGCGCCCGCAAGUGAAACUGUUGCUGAAGGACCAAGAGAUAAUUGCAGAUUUCUUCCUUCUCCCUCUUAACAAUCAUGAGGCCAUUAAAUGGUUGACGACAUUAGGUGAUAUUUUCUGGAAUUUUAUGAAACUAAUUAUGAAAUUUUACAGUAAGGAGAAACAGGUGACAUUGCACGGGAAACGUGGGGGCGACAUAACAACGAUUUGCAUAAAGCAUGCAGUGGCUUUUUGGUACAACUUGAGCAGCAAACUAAGGGAGAGCCAAUAGAAUUUGAAGAUCCAAAUCUACUUCCUUUGCUUGCUGAAUUUUCAAAUAUAUUUGACGAACCGUGCAACCUACCUCUUACCCGUCGGCAUGAUCAUUGUAUAACGAUUCUUCCAGGCAAAUCUUUAGUAAAUACUUGGCCAUAUCAGUAUCUACAUCUCCAGAAGGAUGAAAUAGAAAGGAUUAUAAAAGAGAUGAUCGAAACAAGAGUUAUUCGGCCGAGUUGCAACCUUUACCCUUCACCGGUGCUACUUGUACACAAGAAGGAUGGAACAUGGCGAAUAUGCGUUGAUUACCGAGCUCUCAAUGGCAUAACCAUCAAGGAUAAAUACCCUAUUCCAGUACUAGAUGAAUUGCUAUAUGAAAGGGAGCACAAAUCUUCACAAAGAUGGACCUUUGAUCCGGGUAUUAUCAAAUACGAGUGUACGAAGAAGUCAUACCGAAAACUGCCUUUCGAACACACAACGGCUACUAGAAAUUUUUACUUUCUUCAACAAAAGUUGGGAUAUCUUGGGCAUAUCAUAUCAGAGAAAGGUGUGACGGUGGACCCCUUCAAAAUUGGAGCAAUGCAAAACUGGCUGACCCCGGGAAAAAUAAAAUUGCUAUAUGGCUUUCUGGGUUUAACAGGCUACUACCGCAAGUUCGUGAAAAACUAUGGAAAGAUCAGUGCACCACUUACUUCCUUACUGAAAAAAGAUGUCCUCCAAUGGUUGGACAGAGCCUCCACGGCCUUCGACAAACUUAAGGCAGCCAUGACGACAACGCCGGUGCUAACACUACCAGAUUUCAACCGACCCUUCAUUAUUGAGGCCGACACAUCUGGAGUCAGAAUUAGAGUCAUUCUCAUGCAAGAUGGUCGAACACUCGCAUACACUAGCAAGGCAUUAUCUCCCUCAUAUAAAAAUAAGUCAACAUAUGAUAAGGAGAUGCUCGCCAUUGUGCGCGCAGCAACGCGGUGGAGACCCUACUUGAUUGGUCGACGAUUUCAAAUUAAAACCGACCAAAAAAGCCUUAAGUACUUUUUGGAGCGAAAGAUAUCAUCCCCUGAGCAGCAAAAAUGGGUAACAAAACUUCUUGGAUUUGAUUAUGAAAUAACUUACAAAAGGUGGAAAGAGAAUAUUGUUGCAGAUGAGCUUUCGCAGCUACUUGAGCAAGCUGAAUUUUUGAUCGUUUUACUUCCAACCAGCGACUUCCUUGAGGAUAUUAAGAUGGAAUGGCAGGAAGAUUCGGAGACCAGUAAGAUACAAAAAAAAUUAGAGGAAGCACCAAGCUCCGUGGCUCAUUACAAUCGGGACUCAAAAGAAUUAUGCUAUAAGGGACACAUUGUGCUUGUGACAAAUUCUACUUGCAUCUUCAAGAGCAGAUUUUGGACAAAGUUAUUCCAUAUGCAGGGUACUAAAUUGAAAAGGAGUACGACAUAUCAUUCACAAACCAACAGCCAGACGAAAGUUUUAAAUAGGUGCUUGGAGACAGCCCAAAGCCACCCACCAAAUAUGACUACCCAAAGAGAACUCCAGACCCAGCCAAGUGCCAUUAUUAAUCGACGGAUCGUGACUCGACGACGACGACCCACUAAUGAAGUGCUAAUACAGUGGGCGAACCUACCAAUAGAAGAUGCCACUUGGGAGAACUAUGACGACUUGAAGAUCAAAUUCCCAGAAUUCACGAAUCAUCAGCCUCGAGGACAAGGCUGAUUUGAAGAGGGCGGGUCUGUUAGGACUCUAGCUUGGAGAGUCCUAAUUGAGAGGGACAUUCAUGUAAAACUGUUAAGACUCUAACUAGGAGAGUCCUAAUUGAGAGGGACAUUCUGUUAGGACUCUAGCUAGGAGAGUCCUAAUUGAGAGGGGCAUUCAUGUAGGAGGUGUUUUCUUAGAGAAGAAUUAGGAGUUGUAAGGGAAUAGGAGUCUUGACUAGGAGUCCUAUUAGGAGUUGGUUAGAAGUAAGAGUCUUAAGUAGGAGUCCUAUUAGGAGUUAGGGUUUAGAAGCCCUAUAAAUAGCCAUGUAUUCCUUCUCUUUAGAUAAGCAAUAGAUGAAUAUUUUCUGCGGGAGGAACCCCUAUAGAGUUCCAAGGAGGUCGAUCCCCUAAAGAGAUCAACCCCAAGUUUAGAAUCUUCAAGGGUUCUAACACAAGAAAGUACAGAUCAGGAGCCAUAAGACGCUACCCACGGCGGCCAAGGCCGGGUCGACCUCGGACGAUGAGCCCCUGCACUCACCUGAUCCAGAAGGUGCAGGGAAGAAGGGAACCAUGCUCGGUGCGGUCUCCUGGAUCGUCGGAACCAGCAUCGGUUCUGGAAUACUUGCUCUACUAGAAAAAACUUCUCCUGCGGGAUUCAUUCCAAGUGCGAUAUCCAUAAUCCUGUGAUGGGUGGUCCUGGUGAUCGAAGCCCUUUUGCUAGCCGAAGUAAACAUUGAGUUGAGGAAGCAGGGGAUGACUUGGAAGUUGUGUCCCUCAGAACAAUGGCUCAGGAGACACUGGGCGUCUGGGGAGGGAACUUGGCCACUGUCGCCUACCUCUUCUUGCGCUACACUUGUGUGGUGGCCUACACCUCCAAGUCAGGGGAAGUUCUCUCUCACUUGAUCGGCCUUCCUGCUUCCACCUUGGGCAACCUCUUCACGCUCCUCGUGGCACUGCUCAUACUGGUCGGUGGCAUGACCAUCACAGACCAAGUGAAUCAAUGGCUGACCGUCACAAUGAUAGGUUUACUGGUACUGAUCGAGGCCAUGUCUGUCUCCUUUGGUGGUGGGACGGUCUCAGUAACCUCCUCAGAUUGGGCGAAGGCGCCACAGACCACCUGUCAUCUGUGCAUAUCUCGGUGGCAAUCUAGCACGGGUGAGGUUCUCAAUUCUUUUAGGCAGCACCGUGCCAUUGAUCUCUUUACUGGUGUGGGAAAAGUAUCGCACUAGGAAUCUCCUCCAAUUUGGAUGCCACUGAUCCCAUGCUAUUGAUUGCUCAUAAGCAUAAGGUGGAGCAGCAUGUUGCCGAUGGUGGAAACAUUCUCAAUUCUAGCAGUCGGGACAUCACUAAUUGGCACUCUCCUUGGCUUCUCUCUGUUCUUCGUAGAACAACUCAGCAGCUUCCAUGCUUCUGUACAAGAAGAACCAAAGAGCAGCGAUGAUGGUACAGGAGAUGCCACAGAAGACUGUGAAGCAACAAAAUGGUGGGAGAGCAGCAAGCUGAAUAUUUCGGCAAUUUCCAUAGUGAUUUUUCCGUCGAUUCUCGUUUCAACAGUUGUAUCAGAUGCAUUUUCCAUAGCAACAGGGUGGUUACUGCAUGAUGGUACUGUAUGGGAUUCUUCCACCUGCAAUGGCCUGGGCGAGAAGUUCCUAAGAUAAGGACGAGGACAAAGACGAGCAAGUUGAUGGUCUUCGAGAAGGAGCGUCUUAUUGGUGUUGCCUUAGGGACCGCCUUCACGGCUUCGAUCCUUUUCCAGAACCGCAGGGCCAUACACUGACAACAGAUUCGUUUAGUAUGAGGACUUGCGUGUUAUGGAAUUUUGGGAGAUAUGUUGGACAAACUCUUGGGCACCAUGCAUUUGAAUUCCAAGACAUGUAUUGUGCAAGGCUGUAAAUUCUAUAUGCCCAAAGAGCACAUGAUUGCAAAGAAUAGCUCCUAUAAAUUUGCCCGAAUUUGGAACAAAGCUGUAGAUGGGACAUCGGGGCCACUGAUCAUAUAUCCAGCUCACGUGGAUGGUUGCGAGUUCAGUAGACAGUUUAUCCAAAUGCAACAAAGAUGCAGUUGCUUCUUUCUGUGUGGUAUAUGCUUUUUAAUGUUAAAGCCCUAAAUUUUCUAUUUUGAUUGUUGUUUCUGAAAUUAUUGUAUUUCGACUUUGUGCUGUGUAUUGUUGUCGUAAACAAAACUUGAGUUUGUACCCCAAGUUAGGUGUACAACACAUUUUAAUUGCCGAUCUAAUGAUCCUUACUGAUCAAUUUACUUCAUUUUUCUUUCAUA
Molecule: messenger RNA, 6552 nt
Organism: Musa acuminata AAA Group (dessert banana)
Lineage: Eukaryota; Viridiplantae; Streptophyta; Magnoliopsida; Zingiberales; Musaceae
Exons: 10
Coding region: 1095-2606 (503 amino acids)
Biological process (GO): proteolysis; amino acid transmembrane transport
Molecular function (GO): aspartic-type endopeptidase activity
Source: RefSeq, a predicted model, not a curated record